AUGGCGGAGAAGGCACUGGAGGCCGUGGGCUGUGGACUAGGACCUGGGGCUGUGGCCAUGGCCGUGGCGCUGGAGGACGGGGCGGAGCCCCCUAUGCUGACCACACACCUGAAGAAGGUGGAGAACCACAUCACCGAAGCCCAGCGCUUCUCCCACCUACCCAAGCGCUCAGCCGUGGAUAUCGAGUUCGUGGAGCUGUCCUAUUCCGUGAGGGAGGGGCCCUGCUGGCGCAAACGGGGUUAUAAGACCCUCCUUAAGUGCUUAUCAGGUAAAUUCUGCCGCCGGGAGCUGAUUGGCAUCAUGGGCCCCUCAGGGGCUGGCAAGUCCACGUUCAUGAACAUCUUGGCAGGAUACAGGGAGUCUGGAAUGAAGGGGCAGAUCCUGGUCAACGGGCGGCCGAGGGAACUGAGGACCUUCCGCAAGAUGUCCUGCUACAUCAUGCAGGAUGACAUGCUGCUGCCACACCUCACGGUGUUGGAAGCCAUGAUGGUCUCUGCUAACCUGAAGCUGAGUGAGAAGCAGGAGGUGAAGAAGGAGCUGGUGACGGAGAUCCUGACAGCACUGGGCCUGCUGUCCUGCUCCCACACGAGGACAGCCCUGCUCUCCGGAGGGCAGAGGAAGCGCCUGGCCAUCGCCCUGGAGCUGGUCAACAACCCACCUGUCAUGUUCUUUGACGAGCCCACCAGUGGUCUGGACAGCGCCUCUUGUUUCCAAGUGGUAUCCCUCAUGAAGUCCCUGGCCCAGGGGGGCCGUACCAUCAUCUGCACCAUCCACCAGCCCAGUGCCAAGCUCUUUGAGAUGUUUGACAAGCUUUACAUCCUGAGCCAGGGUCAGUGCAUCUUCAAGGGCGUGGUCACCAACCUGAUCCCCUAUCUGAAGGGGCUCGGCCUGCACUGCCCCACCUACCACAACCCAGCUGACUUCAUCAUCGAGGUGGCCUCUGGCGAGUAUGGAGACCUGAAUCCCCUGCUGUUCAGGGCUGUGCAGAAUGGGCUCUGUGCCAUGGCAGAGAAGAAGAGCACCCCCGAGAAGAAUGAGCUCCCAGCCCCCUGUCCCCCUUGCCCUCCGGAAGUGGAUCCCAUUGAAAGCCACACCUUUGCCACCAGCACCCUCACACAGUUCUGCAUCCUCUUCAAGAGGACCUUCUUGUCCAUCCUCAGGGACAUGGUCCUCACCCACCUGCGGUUCAUGUCCCACGUGGUAAUCGGUGUGCUCAUUGGUCUCCUCUACCUGCACAUUGGUGACGAUGCCAGCAAGGUCUUCAACAACACCGGCUGCCUCUUCUUCUCCAUGCUCUUCCUCAUGUUUGCUGCCCUGAUGCCAACUGUGCUCACCUUCCCCUUAGAGAUGGCCGUCUUCAUGAGGGAGCAUCUCAACUACUGGUACAGCCUCAAAGCAUAUUACCUGGCCAAGACCAUGGCCGAUGUGCCCUUCCAGGUGGUGUGCCCAGUGGUGUACUGCAGCAUCGUGUACUGGAUGACAGGCCAGCCAGCUGAGACCAGUCGCUUCCUGCUCUUCUCGGCACUGGCCACCGCCACGGCCUUGGUGGCCCAGUCUUUGGGACUGCUGAUCGGAGCCGCCUCCAACUCCCUACAGGUGGCCACCUUUGUGGGCCCAGUCACCGCCAUCCCUGUCCUUUUGUUCUCCGGUUUCUUUGUCAGCUUCAAAACCAUCCCCACUUACCUGCAGUGGAGCUCCUACCUCUCCUAUGUCAGGUAUGGCUUUGAGGGUGUGAUUCUGACCAUCUAUGGCAUGGAGCGAGGAGACCUGACCUGCUUGGAGGAACGCUGCCCUUUCCGGGAGCCACAGAGCAUCCUCCGAGCGCUGGAUGUGGAAGAUGCCAAGCUCUACAUGGACUUCCUGGUCUUGGGCAUCUUCUUCCUGGCCCUGCGGCUGCUGGCAUACCUUGUGCUCCGUUACCGUGUCAAGUCGGAGAGAUAG
Hippopotamus amphibius kiboko is the source of this 1941-nucleotide messenger RNA. RefSeq names its product ATP binding cassette subfamily G member 4 (gene ABCG4). Lineage: Eukaryota; Metazoa; Chordata; Mammalia; Artiodactyla; Hippopotamidae. The transcript is spliced from 14 exons. Gene Ontology annotation, cellular component: plasma membrane. The coding region runs from base 1 to 1941 and encodes 646 amino acids. The record is from RefSeq and is a predicted model, not a curated record. Gene Ontology annotation, molecular function: ATP hydrolysis activity; ABC-type transporter activity; ATP binding.